This is a messenger RNA of Neofelis nebulosa (Clouded leopard), 568 nucleotides long. RefSeq names its product cytochrome c oxidase subunit 6B1. Lineage: Eukaryota; Metazoa; Chordata; Mammalia; Carnivora; Felidae. Bases 170 to 430 code for a protein of 86 amino acids. The record is from RefSeq and is a predicted model, not a curated record. Gene Ontology annotation, cellular component: mitochondrion; mitochondrial inner membrane; respiratory chain complex IV. The transcript has 4 exons.
AGAGACAGCUUUUCCGCGGGCGUUCUAGCCUCGCGGAAAACUCUCACACACGCUGACUCGCUCCGCUUCCGGCCGGCCUCAAUUCCGCUUCCGGUCCGACUCUGGCGUCUUUGCUGAGGGUCACAUUGAGCUGCAAGGUGCUUCGGGGGUGUCUUUAGGACUCAGCACCAUGGCAGAAGACAUCAAGACCAAAAUCAAGAACUACCAGACUGCCCCUUUUGACAGCCGCUUCCCCAACCAGAACCAGACCAGGAACUGCUGGCAGAACUACCUGGACUUUCACCGCUGUGAGAAGGCGAUGACUGCUAAAGGGGGUGAUGUCUCCGUGUGUGAAUGGUACCGGCGUGUGUACAAGUCCCUCUGCCCCAUAUCCUGGGUGGCAGCCUGGGACGACCGCCGGGCGGAAGGCACGUUUCCUGGGAAGAUCUGAACUGGCUCCACCCACCUCUCCUCCGUACUCCAUCCUUCUCCUAGGGCAGUGAAGGGGGACCUGGGUACAUGGUGAUCCCCACCCUGGGAUCCUGAAGCAUGGCUUAACUAAUAAUAAAUACUCAUUGGAAAAGUGUAA